AUGGAGUACGAAGGGAAGGAGUACGACCUCGGGACUUGGGGGUGGGACCAAGGCAUGAGAGAUCAACAAUAUGGGAAUAGAGGAGAUAGGAUGGGAUAUAGAGGCGAUAGGAUGGGAAAUAGAAGAAAUAGGUUUAGGGAGAGGAAUGAUCAUCAAGAUAGGGGCUUGAACACUAUCAAGGUGCUCAAGAAGGUGUACAUGUUGAGGCAAGGUACUAAAACUGUGGAAGAAUAUUAUGAUGAGUUUGAGAACUUGCGGAUGAAGUCUAAAAUUGAAGAGAAUAUGGAAUGUACGGUGAUACAAUUCGUGGAAAACUUGAGGUAUGAUAUCUUGAAGCUCUUGAAGCUUAAGCACUAUGAGACUCUUGAAGUGGCUUUCCAUGAUGCCUCAAAGGUAGAAGCAGAUUUGAAAGAAAAAAAGUCAUACAAGGCCAAAAGUUCUUUAACUUCCACAUGGAGCAAAGGUAGAGAUAAUUGGAAGACGACAUCCUCUAGGGAGCAACCUAAAGGUGGAGGUCAAGUUGCCCAAGUCAAGCUUGAUUACAAAUCCAAGGCAAGUGAGCAACCACAAGGAGAUAUAAGACUGAAGAUGAAGAUGAGGAUGAAGAAAAAAAAUAAGGGAGAGGGAGAUAGGGGUGAAGGAGAGGAAGGUGCUUCAGGGGAUGAAGAAGAAGGGUUGGACGAGAGGGUGAAUUUUGCUUGCUUCAUGAAGAAGGGAAAGUCUUUGCUUGAUGAUGAUGAAGACUUGAACAUGAAUGUCAAUCUUUCGUGUGUUGUGAGAAGAAUUAUGGGAGCCCUUGCAAAAGAAGAACUUUACCAAAGGGAGAAUCUAUUUCAUGCUAGGUGCAAAAUCCAAUAUAAAGUGUGUUCUUUAAUCAUUGAUAGCGGGAGUUUCACUAAUGUGGUGAGUAGUUCCUUGGUGGAGCGUAUGAAAAUACAAGCCAACAAGUAUCCCAAUCCUUAUAAGCUACAAUGGCUCAAUGAGAGUGGAGAGAUGAAGGUCCUCAAACAAGCAAGUAUUCGGUUUAGUGUGGGAAAGUACAAUGAAGAAUUGGUUUGUGAUGUGGUUCCCAUGUUGGCAUGUCACCUACUAUUGGGGAGACCUUGGCAAUUUGAUAGAGAUGUUGUGCACCAAGGGAGAUCCAACAAAUACACUUUUGUGAUUGAAGGUAAAAAGUAUGUGCUUGCACCUCUCACUCCAUAUCAAGUGAGUGAGGACUAUCGGGCUAUGAAGGAGCUUCGGGAGAGAAUGCAAAAGGUGAAGGGCUAUGAUGAGCUAUUUCCAGAUGAGAUGCCCGCUGGAUUACCACCCUUGAGGGGAAUCGAGCACCAAAUAGAUUUUAUACCGGGUUCACAAAUCCCCAACCGUCCAGCUUAUAGGAGUAACCCGGCAGAAACCAAAGAGCUAUUAAGGCAAGUGGAAGAGCUUCUUGAGAAGGGGUUGAUCAAAGAAAGCCUAAGUCUUUGUGCCAUACCGGUAAUUCUUGUUCCCAAAAAGCAUGGCACUUGGAGAAUGUGUAUUGAUGGUAGAGCCGUAAAUAAGAUCACGAUGAAGUAUCGACAUCCCAUUCCUCGACUUGAUGAUAUGCUUGAUGAGCUAUGUGGUUCUAUUAUUUUCUCCAAGAUUGACCUUCGAAGUGGGUAUCAUCAAAUUCGUAUGAAAUCGGGUGAUGAGUAG
Messenger RNA from Solanum stenotomum, 1677 nucleotides. RefSeq lists its product as uncharacterized. The coding region runs from base 1 to 1677 and encodes 558 amino acids. The record is from RefSeq and is a predicted model, not a curated record. The transcript has 4 exons. Lineage: Eukaryota; Viridiplantae; Streptophyta; Magnoliopsida; Solanales; Solanaceae.